Molecule: messenger RNA, 5226 nt
Organism: Brugia malayi
Lineage: Eukaryota; Metazoa; Nematoda; Chromadorea; Rhabditida; Onchocercidae
Gene: Bma-wnk-1
Product: Protein kinase domain containing protein
Exons: 29
Coding region: 1-5226 (1741 amino acids)
Biological process (GO): positive regulation of sodium ion transmembrane transporter activity; monoatomic ion homeostasis; negative regulation of sodium ion transport
Cellular component (GO): cytoplasm
Molecular function (GO): protein serine/threonine kinase activity; ATP binding; chloride channel inhibitor activity
Source: RefSeq, a predicted model, not a curated record
AUGGAGGACAAGGAAGCAUCAGCAGAAUGUCGUAAAACUAAUGCGACGCAAGCCGGCUAUCGCAAGCGUGUUAUGCGUCGAAUCAAUGAGGAUUCACAUACUCAAGAACCAGUAGCCAGUGGUACCUCAAAUUGGCUUUCUGGCGAAGAACGAUCACGGCUAGAAGCUGUACAACGGGAUUGGCGUCUUUCAAGACCUGCUAAGCCUUACUCACCAUGGAGCCGUUAUCGGCAACCAUCUGUAGACAAGUCAUCGAAGCCAGUAGGAAUCACCACACGGAAGGACGCAACCGCACAUCAACAAAUUUCAUUUGAACGAAACAGAGUCCCAGCUGUUCCAUCACUUACAGUACAAUCAAGUUCUCAAGGAAGUGAGAAAAAGAUCCAUGAAACUGUGAAUGAGGAAGAUGAAAAGGAGAAAAUUGAGGAGAAUAUUGCAGUGAUUUCAAAAACUCCGUCGCCUCUGCCAUCACAUGAAAGUGAGAAGAAAGAUGAACUAGCUCGAGCAGAGGAAAAGCAGCGGGAGGUUGUGGAUGAUGAUGCUGAUGCGGAGGAGGAGAAGCCUAUCGAUAAAUCGCCAGAUGGACGAUUUUUGAAAUUUGACGAAGAGCUAGGACGUGGAUCUUUCAAGACUGUUUACCGCGGUUUGGAUACAGAAACGGGAGUUGCAGUUGCAUGGUGUGAACUUCAAGAGAGUAAGCUGAACAAGGUAACUGUUGAAGGCAAGGCAGAAAGGCAGCGUUUUCGGGAAGAAGCUGAAAUGCUGAAAGGCCUACAACAUCCCAAUAUUGUACGCUUCUAUGAUUAUUGGGAAAGGCAAGAUCACACUGGUAAAAAGAGAUAUAUUGUACUGGUGACAGAGUUGAUGACAUCUGGAACGUUAAAAAUGUAUCUGAAACGAUUCAAACGAAUAAAUAUAAAGGUGCUGAAAUCAUGGUGUCGCCAAAUUUUGAAGGGACUUUCUUUUCUUCACUCACGUAAUCCACCGGUAAUUCAUAGAGAUCUCAAAUGUGAUAAUAUCUUUAUCACAGGCACAACGGGAAGUGUUAAAAUUGGUGAUUUGGGAUUGGCAACUUUAAAAAAUAAGUCUUACGCUAAAAGCGUUAUUGGAACACCAGAAUUUAUGGCACCUGAAAUGUAUGAAGAAAUGUAUGAUGAAAGCGUCGAUGUGUAUGCGUUUGGAAUGUGCUUACUGGAAAUGGUUACUGGUGAAUAUCCGUAUAGUGAGUGUCAAUUUCCUGCUCAAAUUUAUCGUAAAGUUACUACAGGUGUGAAGCCAGAAUGCUUCAGCAGAAUACCCCAACAGUAUCCUGAAAUCCGGGAGAUAAUUGAUCGUUGUAUACGGGUUCGUCGUGAAGAAAGGUCAACUGUGAAACAAUUGUUGUCAGAUGACUUCUUCACACCAGAAGAGUUAAUCGGUAUACGAGUUGAAAUUAAGAACCGAGAUGCUGAUCUUAGUGAUAUUAAUUCUGAAAUUCAAAUGCAGCUGAGAGUGUUUGACGAAAAAAAGCGGAAGCAGUACCGUUUUAAAGAAAAUGAAGGGUUGCAGUUUGCUUUCGACAUUGAAACUGAUAAAGCGGAAGAAGUAGUACAGCAAAUGAUUGAACAGCAACAUAUUCCUGAAGAAGAUACACGCAUGAUUACGAAACUUAUCAAGGAUAAGGUUGAAGCGUUCAAGCGUGAUCGCGAAUUCCGACAUGCGGAACUGAAACGUAUGCGGGAAGAGGAACAACGCAAACAGGAGGAAGAAGCAAUUCGUAAUGAAAUGCUUCUAAGAGCCAGAGAGAAGGAGCGUAUGGAACGCGAGGCAGCUACCGCUUUUGAACAACAGCAACAGUCACAACAACAACCGCAGCAGUUGCAGCAGCAACAGCAACAGCCAAUCGGUGCAUCGUCGGAAAAUGAUGAUCAUCAUGAUGGCCCCGUGAAAUAUAAGAAAUUAAAGAAAAAAGUUGUAAUCGAAGUGCUCCGAAUUGUCAUGGAUGAAACCAAUCAGCAGCCACUGGUCAGCUGCCGUCUUGAUACAUCGCACAAGACAGUUACGUUUCAGUUUGCACCAGAUUCUGAUAAGCCAUCCGUGAUUACGAAGAAAUUGUUAGAUCAAGAUUGUUUAACGAGUCCGCAAGUAGGAGUUGUUGUGGAUCAGCUUGAAAAAAUUAUCCAGAUGAUUGUUACUGAUCCAGUAAAGGCAGUUGGUGUCAAAAUUAUAAGUUUUGUGGAUUUAGCAUCAGCAAAUGCAGGUGUCGAAACGACAGUGAGUCAGUCGAAUAUUGCGGCUAAUACCAUUACUUCUCCAGAUGUUUCAGUGGAAUCAAACUCAGCCCUAACAGCUACAUCUUCUGUGCAGAAUUUUCAGGCUGUUCAUCCUCUCUCGACACUGACAAAUCAGUCGCUUGAUCAAACGAUGAAUUCUACUGCCCCACAAUCGACAGACAUUACCACACCGUUCGUUAUUUCAAAUGCUUCUAUUUUUCAAAGUUCAUCUGGAAUGGCGCCGUCUCCAUCAUCUGCAACGCAACAACCUCCAGUUUCAGUUAUUUCACAUGCAGCUGCAUCAAUCACAACAACAACUCCUAGUAUUGCAAGUUCUGUUUUAACUCCUCCAGUAACAUUAGCAAUAACAACAGCAGUAACAACAUCAACAACAACGUCAACAUCAGCAGUAGCAAUAACAGUAACAACAGCAACAAUUACCGCAACCAAGACAUCACGUUUCCUGGUUACCAAAUCAACUUUGCCUGUUGAUAUUAGUAGCUCAAGCGCUCUUCCGUCUCUUAGUUCCAAUCUUCAACAACAGGCAAAGUUAACUGAUAGUGCAGUCUUGUUGGCACAAUCUUCUGCAACAUCAGCGUCGACUUCCAUUCCAAUGAUAACAUCGCUACAGAUAGCUGCAGGUUCAGGCGGAAUUAAUCAAGUCUUACCAGCCAUGUCUUCUGUGUCAUGUUCAUCAGCCAAGUCGUCGGUACCUACAACAGUACAAAUAGUGCCAUUUACUACUAUUUCUACUGGCCAAAUCACGACGGCAACAGUCAGUCAUAUGGAUAAUAGUCUCAUUAACGAACCUCAGGUAAAGGAUGCUCCACCAAUCGUAAUAGCAGUUAGUAAUAGUACGUCAUCGCCGUCAUUUAAUCCAUCGCUAACUGUGAACGCGUCAGCAACAGUUCUACAUCAUGUGGCGCGUGGUGAAUCACGUACAACGCUCGAGAAGUUGGAAAGUGAGCUUUGUAAAGUAAGCGGCGUAAAUCCAGCGAACAACAUUCCUAGCGUGACGAAUUCAGGAUCGGCUCCUCCACCUGAUGUUUUUGCAGUUUCUGGAGGUUCAUUAUUCUGUGCAUCUUUGCCGCAUACGCCGUCCGUUUGUAGCAAUUUGACGCAUAACUUGACAGAUCUAAAUGAUAAGUUGGUGGCGCUAAGUCAGAAAAUGCAGGGCGAACAAAUGGAAGAAGUUAUUUAUCAGAGCAGUGAAACUCUUGCACCAUUAACACAAACACAGCAGUCUCCAGCAAUCACGCCUAAUUUACCUAGUGCUUCGGCAGUGCCACUAGUAUCAGCAACACUGCCAAAUAUUGUUUCUGGAACGAUAACACCUGGUAAAACAAUCACUACUCCGGAAGCCGGGAUUCUUCACGUCGAUACACUCAAUGAACUUGCUGAUGCUCUGCAGAAGGUAAUUCAUGUUGAACCUCGUGAAACUGGUUCUGUACCACCAUCAGGUGUUGAUAUUGCUAGUCAUGUUACAUCACUCCCUGUUGAGCAUCCAUCACCAAAUGUAACAGACACACUUCAUGCGGGUACCAAUUCUAAAGCGAAGGGUGCCGGUUCUAAAGCGAAGGGUACCGGUUCUAAAGCGAAAAGGAAGAAGAGAGCUGUGCUUGCCAGUGAUACAACAAAGCAUACAUUGGAAGAUAUGAGAAAUAUAAGCAGUGAAGGAGAAGGUGGUGGAGGAGGAGGAAAUGCAAAGUUGGAAGAUGGGAAUCAUCUUGGGGUAACAUCACCUAAUGUUCCAAACAGCGAUGAGGCAGUACUAAAUAUUUCCGCAGUAGCUACCCAAAUAAACAACAAUACCAAUACGGCAACAUCAGAUGGUGGUGGUACAACAACUAAUUCAGCUCCAUUAGCGAAAUUUGAAAAUUUGGAAACAGCACUAACAACAACAUUAGGUACACAUGGGUGUUGCCCAACCGUACCAUAUAUCUUUAAUUCAACCCAUCCAAGUUACCGUAUCAAUAAUACUGCAAAUGCAGAUACUCAACAAACAGAAUUGACGCAGGUUUCGUCUAUGGAUGGAAUCCAUACAUCUCAGCAAUCGCCUAUUACGAUGUCUAGGGUAUGUGAAACAACGAAAAGAUCGACUGGUGAACUUGCUUCAAUGACAGCACCGAAAGGAGCGGUAUUUCAUGUUGGUACACCACCACCAACGCAUUUCAGUGAUUCGGCUAGUCAAACAGAGCUGAUCAGUACACGUGAUCCGUUCGACCAUAUGUUUAGUCCAACGACGUCUUACAAUUCCGACUGUGAUUUUCAGUUAGAUGAGGAAUGUAACGAUGAGGAGGAUGAUCCCAUAUGUUCGCUUUUACAAAGACACAAGCUUGAGAUGGAACUAUUACGCGAGCGACAGAACCGUGAACUACAGCAAGCACGUUCACGUUUUCGUCAUAAUCUAAGCAAUGGAAAUGCAUUGUCGACAACAACUGGUGGCUAUUUGACUCGUUCCGUCGAUAGUACUGGAAGUAUCUUACAUGGUCCUGUCCACAUUCCAUAUCAUCAUCCUCUAACCAGUUCGCGUGUUACUUCCCAAUUGGCCCUUCCUUCAUCGAUAUCUCUCCCCGGUAGUCCACCACAGCACAGUUUCCUUGGACAACAUCUUGCACCGUUAAGAGAUACCCUUCCGCGACGAUCAUGUGCGGCAACAUCAUUGGUUGAAUCUGCUCGUCACACAUCAGUUGAUGCAGCGUUAUCGCGAAGAUCAAUUCAUUACCCUUUGCAAAUUAGCAAUUAUGCAGUUGAUCAACAUCGCCAUUGCUAUUGCCAUCAUCAUUAUUAUAAUCAGCAACAGCAACAGGGCAGUAGUAGUUCAGAUCAUUGUCAUUUUUAUGGAAGCAUUUUAUCAAGACAACCAGUAGCAGCAAUUAUGCAUAGAACCAGUGCUAUCACUGAGAUCGCGCCGUCACUCAAUUCCAACAUCGAACGUCAGUUGCGUGAAACAUUUAGUACACCUCCUCAAUAA